Messenger RNA from Pseudophryne corroboree (corroboree frog), 4473 nucleotides. RefSeq names its product sodium- and chloride-dependent neutral and basic amino acid transporter B(0+)-like. Gene Ontology annotation, cellular component: plasma membrane. NCBI's taxonomy places the organism in Eukaryota, Metazoa, Chordata, Amphibia, Anura, Myobatrachidae. The record is from RefSeq and is a predicted model, not a curated record. Gene Ontology annotation, molecular function: glycine:sodium symporter activity. The coding region runs from base 324 to 2255 and encodes 643 amino acids. Gene Ontology annotation, biological process: synaptic transmission, glycinergic; sodium ion transmembrane transport; glycine import across plasma membrane. The transcript is spliced from 14 exons.
UCUGUCACAGACACUAUCUUGCUGAAACUCCCAGCAGCACACCUCAUUGUUUUAUCAAACGUGAUUUGCAUGGGAUGUUGCAAUUUGUCCAGCCCACUUGUGAAACUCAUCAUUACAAUAAUUGAAGCAAUUAUGGGAGGUGGGGAGAUGUCUUCAUAAAGGAUCCCUCUGUAAGAUACUUUUUCCCUGUCUGUCUUUCCUGAAAGGUAAAGUGAGGAGGAGGUUGGGCCAGGUUGUGGCUGAGUUUCCACGGACAAGCACAAGUACUGUACCUGAGAGGGAGAAGAACAUAAUACAUCUACUCUCAACAUCUCAUUUCAAGAAUGGGUCUCUCUCUGCCUAAUUUCCUCAAGUGCUGCAACAGAAAAGCUAGUAAGGACCUUGCGGAUGUAAAUGCACAAAACACGGAUGAGAACACGGAGCGUGGAAACUGGUCCAGUAAAUCUGAAUAUCUCCUGUCCAUGGUGGGCUAUGCUGUUGGUUUAGGAAAUGUGUGGAGAUUCCCUUACCUCACCUUUCAGCAUGGAGGAGGAGCCUUUCUCAUCCCAUACACCAUCAUGCUGGCGCUUGCUGGAUUACCCUUGUUCUUUCUGGAGUGCUCCCUUGGACAGUUUUCCAGCUCAGGACCAGUAGCCAUGUGGAAGGUGCUUCCUCUUUUUGAAGGAGUGGGAAUUACAAUGGUCCUGAUUUCAACACUGGUCACCAUAUAUUAUAAUGUCAUUAUCGCAUACAGCUUGUAUUAUUUAUUCGCCUCGUUUACAAGUGUAUUACCAUGGUCUGAUUGUUACGAUUGGUCUGACAGCAAGUGCAGCAAAGUACCCAAAGGGUUCUGUAACAUUACUCUGCAGCCAAAUCUCAUUGAAACAGUAAAUCUCACCUGGGUACGAGAGAAUAAUUACACGUGUUUGGAAAACUCGACUCUGUUUAUGGAAACCGAACUCCCCAGCAAACAGUAUUGGGAAAAAGUGGCUCUCCGUAGAUCAAGUGGACUUGAUGAAACGGGCAAUGUUGUUUGGUACUUGGCCCUUUGCUUACUCUUAUCCUGGAUAAUAAUUGGUGCUGCUCUGUUCAAAGGCAUCAAGUCUUCAGGAAAGGUGGUAUACUUUACUGCUAUAUUUCCAUAUGUUGUUCUGCUGAUUCUUUUGAUACGAGGAGUUACAUUGGAAGGAGCCUAUGAUGGCAUCAAUUUUUAUAUUGGUACGCAGUCGGACAUUUCAAAACUGGCAAAUGCAGAAGUCUGGAAAGACGCUGCCACACAAAUUUUCUUCUCACUGUCAACGGCAUGGGGUGGACUGGUAGCACUUUCAUCCUACAACAAAUUUCACAACAACUGCUAUGGAGACGCUAUAAUGGUGUGCAUCACUAAUUGUCUCACCAGUGUGUUUGCUGGCUUCGCCAUCUUUUCUAUACUGGGGCACAUGGCAUUCAAAGCACAGAAGGAAGUAAAGGAUGUAGUGGAUUCAGGAUUUGCACUCGCAUUCAUCGCCUAUCCAGAAGCAUUGUCUCAAUUGCCUGUGGCCCCACUAUGGUCAAUUCUAUUCUUCUUCAUGCUGCUAACCCUGGGUCUUGACUCCCAGUUUGCCUCUGUAGAAACAAUUACCACCACCAUACAUGAUGCAUAUCCAAAAGUGAUGAAGAAAAUGCGAGGCGUUAUCACUGUGGGAGCCUGCAUUAUGUUCUUCCUGCUCGGACUUGUGUGUGUCACUCAGUCAGGAAUAUAUUGGGUGGAUCUAAUUGAUUAUUUUUGUGCUGGUUGGGGAAUACUUAUUGCUGCAAUUCUUGAGCUGGUUGGGAUCUGCUGGAUUUAUGGUGGAAACCGCUUCAUUGAAGAUAUCGAGAUGAUGAUCGGAAAGAAGGGCUGGCUGUUCUGGCUGUGGUGGAGACUGUGCUGGUUUUUUAUAACUCCCCUUCUGCUUACCGCUAUACUGAUUUGGUCUCUGGCCACCUUUGCUUCUCCAAAACACGGUGAUGUGGAGUAUCCAGCAUGGGGAGUCAUCUUGGGCUGGUGCAUGAUCAUAUUCUGCAUCAUUUGGAUUCCUAUAUUAGCUGUUAUAAAAAUAUGUAAAGGAGAAGGAAGCAUUUGGGAGCGUUUUCGGACUCUGUGCCGCCCAACCUCAGACUGGGGCCCUGCUCUAGAUCAACAUCGCACUGGAAGAUAUGAAAACUUCAGUAAUAUCCAAAAAGCUACAAAUGCUCUGGAAAUCCCCACGAUUGAAGGAGGCUUAUCAGGAUAUGACAACAAAGCAUUUUCUUAAUAAACAGAACAGAACACCACACCUGACAUCCAGUAUCAAGUGCAACUGGACCACUGUUGGAUUUUGUUAUUUAAAUAAUGACAAUACCAUAAACUGCCCAUUGAAAAAUAUAAAAUGCCAUUUUUAAAGGUUAAAAAUCACUGCGGAUGUUCCCGUGUUCAGCUGCAGCAUUGUAAAAUAUUGUACAUAUUCAUCAACAUAGAUUAAGCUUUUUAUUAUGUGAUUUAAAUGUUAGUAUAUCUUUUGGAAGUGAUUUGUAAAUUCUAAUCAGCAAAUUCAAUGAGCCGCUCAGUUUAUUGCAGGAGGAUAGCCUUGAGUUUUAACACUCAGAGCUAUUCAAUUAAAAGGACAUUUCCUCCUGCAGUAAAUCCACGGCAAAUGUGUGUUAAGCCCUAGGUUUCAGGUAAAGUGCCCAGGGCUAUGGGUUAACGUUCUCAUGGCGGCCUCCAUAAGUGCAACAAAUCCAGAAUUACCGUAGAGUUCUGUCUGUACCCUCUUACACCUUGGGAUUGUGCGAGCAGAAACCUGUUUUAAGUGCAGCCCAUGGGCUGCAAUGAAUAGCUCCAGGCACUGCAAUUAGCUAACGGUAAACCCCAUGCUAAUUGAAUAUGCCCCUAAAUGUAAGUUUAAUUACUUCUGUUAGCCCAACGGCAAUCUUAAACUGCCAAACUAAAACUUCCAUGAUUUUAAAGUGACCGGUACAGCUAUAGGCUUCCUAGAUGUCUAGUUAAUAAUACCCUGAGAGGUAGAGUGUGUAGUGCCACACAAAACGUUUAUCGUGUUGUAUAUAUUGUAUUAGAAAAUAAUGUACAGUAUGUUUACAUUUUAUUAUUAGAGAAGUGCCUUUUAUGUGAAUAAAUACCUCAAUAAGUUAAAAAUUAGCUGACAGAAGUGAAAGCUGCAAUAUGAACUUUUUGUUCAAUAGGAUUGAAAUAUCGAUGAUUUAUUUUGGUGACUGUGACUUUUUAAAUGUAAAAUGUAAGAAGUCAUGUGACUUAAUAACACUCUUAUAAAUAAAUAUAAGUAUAAUGUAUAUAAAUAUAAGAAAACAUUUACUCAAUGUACAAUAUAUAGGUUAGUGUACCGUUUUGUACCGCGAUGUGUGGGUCCAAACAUUGAACAGAGCUGAAUCUUCCCCUCAGUUUGUAAAUAUGUUAAUGGACAUAAAGCAAGAGGUACAGCAAUGUCUUUGGGGUUUGGAAAAUCUCCAUAGUAAGCAAUUGAAGAUGCAGAACAGCAUCUGAUUUCAAAGUGUUAAAGAAUUGACUGUAAAGUAUAGGGAUAAAAUAAUCUGCUACCCCUAACACUUUCCUGUUUACAGAUUAUAGAAUGGGUUCAGUAUUUAUGUCUCCAUCAGAAUGUCGGCAUGAGAAUGUGGACAUGGCAGUUAUGCUGAGAUUGAACAUGUCGUCAUCUUCUUAAUUUUGACAUUGACUACGUCAACAUUUAACAUGUCAACACUGAUAUAAUGUUGACACUUUUUAAUUUCAGUCUAUGGUAAUCCUUACGCUAAUCCUAAUGGUAACCCUCACCCAAAGCCUAAUACAAUAGUAGACAUUGGACCUGAUUCAGAUGUGGUUGGAGUAGCAGUGUAUGAUGUUGGGUACUUUACACAUGAACCAGACUCGUACUGCACAUGUUGAACAAUGACUAUGAAGCAAGACCAAUUGCCAACUGCAACAUUGCAAUUGCAAAUUUUGUUUCAAAUCUGAGGGACUUUUUUUCCUUGUUGUUUGCAACUCUAAAACUUACUGUAGUUGGUCUUCUGGCACCAUGUUGUCCUCUACUAGUAUUGAAGUGAAAUUUGAAAUUUACUUUUCAAUAAGUGUCAUUGAUAAGUUAGAUUGAUAAAACAUCAGUAUUAAGAUGUUGGAUAACUUGAAGAAACAGAUUCUGAAGGCAUUUUAAGAGGAUUUUGUCCCUAGGUGAAAGGUGAGAUUUCUGAUACUCUCAAUUAUAUAAUAUCAAAAACAUCAUUAGCACAGAACAUGUGCAUCCAAAUCAUCUCAUAUUGUAGAAACUGUUCAUCUGCUGCGUGCCCCACAUGAUAUCAGCAUCUCAGUGUGAACAUUUCUGAUUUAGAAUUUAGUUUUUAGAAGAAUUGCUAUAAACAUUCUGCCUAUUCUUGUAUUUUACCAAGAAAAUUUGCUAAUUAUGAUCUCGGAUAUUUUCAUGUUUGUUAUAGAUAAAAUGCACUGUCUAGCUAGGCACAUACUUC